Molecule: messenger RNA, 2361 nt
Organism: Chelonia mydas (Green sea turtle)
Lineage: Eukaryota; Metazoa; Chordata; Testudines; Cheloniidae
Gene: STAR
Product: steroidogenic acute regulatory protein
Exons: 9
Coding region: 359-1210 (283 amino acids)
Biological process (GO): regulation of steroid biosynthetic process; intracellular cholesterol transport; steroid biosynthetic process
Cellular component (GO): mitochondrion; mitochondrial intermembrane space
Molecular function (GO): cholesterol binding; cholesterol transfer activity
Source: RefSeq, a predicted model, not a curated record
UUCCUGUGGGAAGGGGAAGCUCCCAGGCCUACUUGCAAGGGGGAUUUUUCCUGCAGGCUGUCUGCCUUUGCCCUCUGGCUAAAAGCCCCCGUCUGGAGCCCGGGAGAAGACUCGAUCCCCAGCUCCUGGAGAACAAGGGACUGUUGCUGACUUUAUCUGGCCUCUGUACGUGUAGAUCUGCGUCCCUCUCAGGCCCCACAUCUUCUUUCUGCUCGGUGGCUGCAUCGCAAAAUGCAUCCUUCAGCGGGAGUAUUUAAGGCUGCGAGUGAGGAGAGCUGCAGCAGAGAAGCGCUAGUCCAGCAGAGGCAGCCCCGGAGACACUGACGCUGGAAGCCUGAGCUGCAACCAGAAAAGAAAAAUGCUGCCAGCAACUUUCAAACUGUGUGCCGGGAUCUCCUACAGACAUCUGCGCAACAUGACCGGCUUGAGGAGGCAGGCUGCUGCUGCCAUCAGCCAGGAACUGAAUAAACUCACCCUUGCUGGCCCUGGUCCCAGUAAAUGGAUCAACCAAGUUCGCAGGAGGAGUUCCUUACUUAGCUCCAGGUUGGAGGAGAAGCCCUUCAGUGAAGUGGAGAUGUCCUACAUUAAACAGGGAGAGGAAGCCCUUCAGAAAUCGCUCAGCAUCCUCGGGGAACAGGAUGGCUGGAAAACUGAGACCAUAGCGGGGAAUGGGGACAAAGUGCUGAGCAAGAUGCUCCCAGACGUUGGGAAGGUAUUCCGGCUAGAGGUGGUUGUGGACCAGCCCUUGAACUCUGUGUAUGAUGAGUUGGUGGAAAGAAUGGAGCAGAUGGGAGACUGGAAUCCAAGCAUCAAGGAAAUCAAGAUUCUCCAGAAGAUUGGGAAAGACACCGUGAUAACCCAUGAGACUGCUGCGGCCACGCCUGGCAAUGUGGUGGGACCACGGGACUUCGUCAGCGUGCGGUGUUCUAGAAGACGUGGCUCAACGUGUGUCCUGGCAGGGAUGGCCACAAACUAUGGAGCGAUGCCAGAACAGAAGGGAUUUAUAAGAGCUGAGAACGGUCCCACCUGUAUGGUUCUCCAUCCACUGCCUGAAAAUCCUUCGCAGACCAAGUUAACUUGGCUACUCAGCAUUGACCUAAAGGGCUGGCUGCCUAAGACGAUAAUCAACCAAGUCCUUUCCCAGACCCAGGUAGACUUUGCCAACCACCUGCGCAAGCGCUUGGCUACCCCAAUUGCUGUCAGCUGCUGAACCCUCAAGAACUAUUAACCUUCAGCAACAGCCAGAAGCCUACCUGAUGUUUAGAUUUCGCCUCAGAGGUGAUUAUCCUGUGUAGUGUUAUCUGAGACAUGCUUUGGGUAAAUGAAUGGGUUCAGGUUUCUAAUGCUGCAUUGAGUUCGCUGGGCUCCCUUCUUAGCUGAACAUAUCAGACUUGUUGGUGCAGGCAGCCACUUCAAAAUCCCCCAGAAGGUCUGUCUGACUGAAAAGGCUUCUGCUCUGUGCUCUGCAACAGCUUCUGAUCAAACAGGGGAUUGAUGUCAAGGCACAGAGUAGAACACUCAGCGAGAGCUCCAGGUUAACCCUCACAGGUACUUACAGUACUUUGCUGUACAGGAACACACUCUUUAGCUUUAAGAUCAGAAGUGAGUUAUAGGUUUAAUAUAUAGCUCAAGGCAUCUUGCAAUACCCAAAAAAUCAAUCCCUGUGCAGAUCCUAUUAUUGAAUUGUUAGCGCAAAGGGAGAUUUGCCAAUUUAUAUCAAGCUAGCUUUCUGUUUAAUUUAAAUGUGCCAAUGUAAGUUACUUUGCUGCUCUUUUCUGUCAGUGAACUCUAAGCAGCCCUGGUCUGUUGAGUACAAAUUUAGCAUGUACUUACACAGCCCCCUCUGAAAGUGGGCAGGAAUAACUUGUCUUAGUUUUGAAUAGGCUGGAUAGUGUCUGACUUGAUUUCUCAUAAGACAUUUUAUACAGUUAGCAUAGUAGGACAGUGCAUCUUUGUAAGCUUACACUUUUACCUAAGAACCCAAUACACCAGCAUUAGUUUUGCACUCAGUGGAAUUCAGCUGUAGGAAGUUAAUUUAUAAAGCCAGUUUGCAGGUAUUUAUUUUUCAUGUAUAGACAUGCAUAAUGGACUAUUUAAUAUUUAUUCUCAGUGACCAUGGAGCUCUAAGCAAGUUUAUUUUAGGGGGUGGGGGUUCCUUAUCCAGUAGGGAAAUUUUAAGCAAUGCUUGACUUCCCUAGAACCAACCAGUUCCUGUACCCUGCUGAGAUAAGACUGUUGCUAUGCAGAACUCUGCAAAUAUUUCAAUGUAAUUCUGUAGUAGCCUAAUGUACUGACUCAGUUUAAAUAAUCCACUUUGAUGUAAUAUGUAUAGAUACUUUUAAAAUACAUAGCUGAAAAAGA